AUGGCGCGAUACGCUCUACUUGCCCUCCUCCUGCCCGCUCUCGCACAGGCUGCUGUGAAAUGGAGUUUCCAGAAUAGCCCGAGGUCGUGCGAGACGCUCUCCCUCCAGGCGUCCGGAGGCACCCCGCCCUACAGCUUCCUCAUGAUACCCAGCGGUCCCUCGCUCCUGGGCGGAGGCGGCAUCGAAGUCCGCAGGGUGAUGAACAUCACCUUUAACGACACCGACACAACAUCACACCUCAACUUCACCCUCCCCUACCCUGCGAACGAGUCCUUCAUCGGCGUCGUCUCUGAUGCAUCAGGAUUCGGCUCGGGUGGCGUCUCCGCCUCGGUCACCGUGCUUACGGGCGACAACACGAACUGCUACGAUUCUACACAGAGCGUAACGGCGCGCUGGACUAUCAGCUCGACCCCACAACAAAUGGUUUCAUGUGAAUCUAUUCGCUUCUGGUGGCAGCAGGAAUCGGUAUCAGGGACGGUUAAGUUCAACGGUGUCAUCCCCGGCGGCGAUGCGUUCGACAUCCCUGUGGGGACAACAACGAAAGAUAACAACGGAACUGGAUUCAGCUGGAUCGCCGACGUCAGCGCGCAAACAACCGUCUACAUCGUAGCUGGUGAUGACCAAGGUCCGGCCAGCAGUGCACCUUAUACCGUCGCAGCAUCCACCAACAGCUCGUGCUUGAACGACGAUUCGCCGCAGUCAACCGCAGGCAGCCCGGCAGGUGGCUCAUAUCCCACGAGCACCGACGGAUCGACAACUGGCGGCGGAAACGCCAAUAGCAGUGGCUCUAGCAGCGGCGGUAGCAGUACUAACGUUGGUGCCAUUGUCGGUGGUGUAGUAGGCGGCAUUGGCGGUCUCAUCGCCGUCGUCCUCUUGGCCUGGUUCCUCCUCUUCCGCAAGCGCAAGCAACAAGCAAACUACAAUAAGGAGCGCCCCAUCAACAUCCUCCAAGACGACGACGAAGACAACCAGCCGCGCGGCGACCUCCCACAGUACUACGAGCCUCAGCCCUUCACUGUCCCCGAUCCGACGGUGGCAAGCACGACUGACGCCGCGUCCACGCGUGGAGAUAACAUGAGCGAGCGCGGCGCUUUGAUGCGGCCAGGGACGCCCGGUGGCAUGACAGAUGUCACGAGCAGCUCGCGCAAGACCGCCAUGCCCCGUAUGCGGCCCGUCAACAUCGUCCAGCAUGAGGACGCUGGCCCUAGCGCUGCGCCUGCUGCAGAGGAGCAGCCGGAGACGGUCGAGCUCCCUCCUGCGUAUACGAACUUGCGUGCUGCACCGGGCGCAUCGGCUGCCGCCGAGGCACAGGCGUAA
Messenger RNA from Peniophora sp. CBMAI 1063, 1317 nucleotides. The record is from the annotation of a GenBank genome assembly. NCBI's taxonomy places the organism in Eukaryota, Fungi, Basidiomycota, Agaricomycetes, Russulales, Peniophoraceae.